CAUUUUGGAGCCAGAUAAGCGUUGACGGAAGACACUGGAUUUAUGUUUAAUACAUUAGUGAUUUGCAGGAUUUAACAGUACUUUCUCUCAUAUAGCCUAUAUACCAAAACAUUACUUUUCUGAAAUACAUUUGAGUGUUGUCGCCUGCGCAUAGCCGUCGGACUGGCCUAUUGGGCAUUGUUUUUGGGGGCGACUGUUAUCCAGCAUAAUAGCGAGACAGAGGAAGAGAGAAGGGCACUUAUUCCACGAGCCUCUUUAGCCCGAACGGACAUAAAUCGAGAAUAACAUUCGUAAUUACAACCAGAUAAAGGUAGAGAGUCACGGAUACGUCUGGUAUCCAACAACAAGUCAACCUUCAGCCUAUCAUUAUUUUAUUUUGGUGAUCUUAUACCGAGAAAAUUACCGUCCGUGUUCAUGCCAGAUCUGCAGCGCUUUAGUUUUCCAUACCAUAGUAUGAAUCCUUUGUUAGAGGCGAACUCGCUUCUCCAACAUCAACAGCAGCAGAACCAAGGAGGACAGAGUCAUCCGGAUUCCCCCUCAGGCCUUCUGCCCGAAUCCGUCUUCGGCUCGCUCGACCCGACGUCUUUCUUCCUGGGCGACCAUCCCGGACUGGGCUCGGAGACUCAGCCAGGGUUCGAUUUCACCACACCCUCACAAGCCUACCUGCAUCUAAACCACUCUUAUCACCGGUCUGUGCCCCAACCUCCUGCAGCGAUGGCCCUGAGGAACGACCUGGGCUCCAAUAUCAGUGUCCUAAAGACUCUGAACUUACGGUUCCGAUGCUUUCUGGCCAAAGUGCAUGAACUUGAGCGAAGGAAUAAGAUUUUGGAGAAACAACUACAACAGGCGCUGGAUGCGAAGAAUAGCUGUGAUGGGGGUUGUUCUGAAAGCGCUAGACGGGCCCAUACCCAAGAAACAGGUGUACAGACCGGGUUUGUGGGAACUAUCCCUCUCAGGCCCGGGUCACUCCCGUUCCAAAACACCAACAACUCCGCGAGACGACCCACUACCCUCUUCACACCUGCCCUCAACACUGUCUUCACGCUUGAGUCCAACAACAAAGCUGGAACAAACCCCACCGAGCCGAAUCAGAAUCCGACCAUCACGGUAAGCCAAUCAACCCCGACAAUCGACUCUCCAGCCGGGUGCAAUUCAAUCACCAACGGGAAAACGGUUUUUAGUACAGGCACUGGAACCCCCACCAACCCGCCUCCCCGGUUCCUCCCCGGUACUAUCUGGUCCUACAACCAUACCCGCAAGCUCGGUUCUGGCGUGGAGACGCGCGUCACCAGCCCCGGUGUGUCCUGGGUCCAGCCGGACGGGGUCGGGGUCCAGAUUGAUACCAUUACCCCGGAGAUCAGAGCCCUGUACAACGUCCUGGCCAAAGUCAAGAGGGAGAGAGACGAGUACAAACGCAGGUGGGAGGAGGAGUACACUGUCAGAGUGGACAUGCAGCAGAAGAUGGAAGACCUACAGGAGGACCUCCAGGAGAGCGAGGGCUGUCAGGAUGAGUUGGCUGUCAGAGUGCAGCAGCUGAAGUCUGAACUGGUGCUCUUCAAAGGCCUCAUGAGCAACAACAUGUCUGAUCUGGACAGUAAGAUCCAGGAGAAGGCCAUGAAGGUGGACAUGGACAUCUGUAGACGCAUCGACAUCACGGCUCGCCUGUGUGACUUGGCCCAGCAGAGGAACUGUGAGGAUGUCAUCCAGAUGUAUCAGGUCCCUAACACCCAGUCUGCCAUCAACUGUCGCCCCCGGAAACAGACCCCACUGUCCGUCAACAGUAGUGAGGGUGAUGAGACUAUCAGCACCUCGGAGAGCGAUGGGGGCCUGCCCAGAGAGGAGGAACUCUGUGGCUCGUCAGCCAAUCAGAUCAAUGAGGAAAUGCAGAGGAUGCUCAACCAGCUGCGGGAGUGUGAGUUUGAAGAUGACUGUGACAGCUUGGCCUGGGAGGAGACAGAGGAGACUCUGCUGCUGUGGGAGGACUUCCCAGGAUGCACUCUGGCUCCAGAGACCACCCACCAGCCAGGAGAGCAGGAAGACCAGUGUCUGGAGAAGGUGAUUAAUGACACUGAGGACUUAUUCAAAUCCAGGGAGAAAGAAUACCAAGAGACCAUCGACCAGAUUGAGUAUGACUUGGCUACAGCUAAGAGUGAUAUGAACCGUCACCUACAUGAAUACAUGGAGAUGUGUUCUAUGAAGAGAGGCCUGGAUGUGCAGAUGGAGACCUGCAGGAGACUCAUCACCCAGAGUGGGGACAGUAAGCCUGGCUCUCCUGUGGCUGUGGCUGGUGAGGAGAGCGUUGACCAGGCUGAGAAGGAAGGGACAACAGCGUCGCCUCCUCUCUCCAACUCUCCUCCCAGAUCAUGACCUAUCAAGACCACCUCCAUCACAUGACCAUCAUUCCAUCCAACCACAGCACCACUCAACUCUCCGCCGUCACUAUAGCAACGCCAUGUUUACAUUCUAACCACUAGAUUAGUAUAUUUUAAAUUUUCUUCAAGCUAUCUUCAUUCACAAGCCUCAAUAUAGGAACGUGGCAGAUCAAUCUGUUUUAGCGAGGGUGUAGUGUUGUGUUUCCAACAGCUUUUAGUCCCCUCUACUGGAAAGUGGUAUUACUAGCACCAUGGAAGUCUGUACAUAAGAACCCACUGUUUAACAGAGCAAAGGUAACGAGGUAAUGGGUUGAAAUACACAACUUGAAUUGAGAAUACCUCAUAGAAACAUAUGAGCAAUAUUUGAAUGAACUCAUAUGAGUUGUAGGCUACUCUUAAGGUAGUUGUUGGUACUACAGAAAACCAUGGUAAUAACUCCUAUAGCAUGAUCCAUUUCCACACAGCCAUAAUGAUAAACACACCACACACCAAUACAUUCAAGUCAGGCUAGCAUAGCAGAUCAUUCUAACAGUGUGCUGUCCUGUUGCAACAUUAUGAGUGUUCUUUUCAAACUCACCUAGAAGUAUAACACAGUAAAUAUAAACCUUGGGUGUGUUCGUAAAUUCACUGGAGUGCCAGAGUGCGCUCUGGGCGUUCGUAAAUUCAAAGCGUUGUCAGAUUGUCCGUUCGUAAAUUCGGAGUGUUUCGCUCUGGUCGAAGAGUAGGGUUGAUCCGAGCCUUCUGACCUCACAACGGCAGUCAAGCACCCAAGCUAACAGACUAACGUUGGCUCGCUUGCUAGCUUCUUCCAGACAAAAAUGAGAGAACACCGCACUCUGACCAUUUUACUCAUUCUAGCAGAGCUGGUUAGGCUGUUUUUGUUAUCCAGAGUGUUGGUGACUGUAACUGUGAUGCUGGCAAACAAUUUCAUUACGCUUUUUUUGCCUACGUUUACUGACACCGGCCAUAUUCAAUGUGUGUUGAGCGUGAGUAAAUUCAUCAGAUGAGCGUGCUCUGAAAUCGGACUAGAUAGCCAGAGAAAAUUUACAAAGCAAAGCCCAGUUGGCAAGAGAGAGAAACUCCAGAUGAAUCACUUUAUUAGCAACAAAACAGAAAUAUAACGUUACUGUACUGUAUCAUAGUUAUUCAAACGGACUAAAAUAAUAUCAAAUCACUAAUUGUAUCAAGACAUCUACACUUCAUUCAUAUGUAUCAAUGAAAACUAGAAAAAAAGUAAAAUAGUAAACUAAACUCUUAAGAUGCAGUCACUCAGAUGGCGACAAUGAUAUCCCUGUGUGUGAUUCUGAACUCACAUUUUGAAACAAAAGCCUGCCCGUCUCUCUGCCCUUUUGUUGACACCAGACAGGUUGUCAUAGUAACAUUAUUUUACAGUCCUGUUUCACUUACCUGGUAUUUACUAAGGAAUUAUUGGAUAACAUUGUAUUCUUUCUUCAACACAACUGGUACUAAAUGUUUCAUAGUGGUGCUUGUUUCACUGAAUCCCAAAGAACCCCAAAAGUAGUUUUAUUGUAAUUAUAAUGUAAUACCAUUUUACUGUGUCUAGUAAAUGGCAACUAUGGUGAGAAAAGUUCGCUAGAGCACAUAAUGAUCUGGGACCAGGCUAGUCAUAGGCUCUGUGUCGGCUCAAUAUGUGGUAGUUAGUGUGAAUAGUGUAAAUACUCUGUUAAAGCUGAUCUGAGGUCAGCUCUGGGGCCUUGCCCUGAUCUCUGUGUGUCUGUCACUGACACAGGGCAUUGACACCCAAGUGUUACACCUACGAGCUGUAUUGUAUACUAAUGUUUUGUUUAGUUUCCAGCAGCAGAGAGCAGUGGAAGGCCCUGCUACUCUGUCCUCCAGCAGGGAGAUGGGUAGGCUCGGAUAUGAGAAGUUAGAUAGGAGAGAUUUGUGUAUCUGUUCUGUACUCUCUAUUUCUAUGUGCUGUAGUCUGAUCUGGUUGGUAAGGACUCAAAUGCAUCAGUAGUAUUGUAUCGGAGAGAAAUGGAAGAUUGAUGAACAGGCUAUAAAAGACAGAAUGUCCACAGAUGAACAAAUAGACAGACCGACAGAUGAAUGUACAGUACGGAUAGAUAGAUGGACAGAUUAAUGAAUCGAUGGAUAGAAUGAUGACCUGCUGAGAUAAUUUAUGUUUGCUACUUGAGUGUCAAUGCAACUGAAAACAAGUAAUCUGAUUUAAUUUAAAGAAAUAUUGCUGAAACAUUGUUAUAGAAGUACUAAAUACUGAUGCUGAAAAGCUAUCUGACAUGGUGCUUGAUAUGGCCUAACCUAUUUUUGAGCUUAAAAGUUAGCCGUUAUAAAGAAAGAGCAAAGCAAAUAUGUAUAUUCAAUAAUACAGCAGUAACAGCAGUAAUAACAGUAUUUAAUGUAACAGAAGAAUAAGAAUGAUAUGUACAGAUGUAGGAUCUUAAUUUGAUCACUUUUGUUGCUGAGAUUAUUCCUGUUCUAAAAAGGCUUCUAAAGUUUGUAAUUUCCACUUUGAAAUUUCAGACUUGAUUUUCCCUAAUGAGAAAUGCAUCAACCCCUACAAAUUUGGCCAUUAAUUAUAAUCCACGUAAUAAAUCACAUUUCCUGUUGCUGCAGAAUUUUUUCCUGCUGUAGCAAACUGGCUCAAAUUAAGAUUCUACAUCUGUAAUAAUUCGAACUUGUACACAUCACGAAUGUAAACAAUUAUUGAAGGGAAACUUAUUUUAUUUUCUCCACUUGUCACUUCAUGUUUGUAGAUGUGGCAAAAUAGUGAAAUUGUUAGAGCUGAGGAGUAGAUUUCCUCUCUGUUAAUUCAUCAUACACUAUGUUAUUAUACAGUAGAAUGUAGAUGUAUAAUACAAUUUUGUUCCUCUUCCUUGACAUUGAAAUAUGCAUUACUUUGAGCAUAAAACACUCGCUUACCUCAGAUUAACAAUAUUUAACAACUCUUUACUUUGAGUACUAAACACUCUCUUACCUCAGAUAAACAAUAUUUAAUAACUCAAUAAUAUAACACAAGGAUUCCUUCACAAAUACUAUCUCUUUAUCAACAACCAAAUGGAGGCUUCAGUUUAGUUCAUUUCAUUUGUGUUUCUUUCUUUUUCUUGUUUGAUGAGGAAGAUGUUUAAUCAGGUGCCGUCUGCUGGUCACACCUCAAUAUUCUAGUAUUGUAGAAGGGUUUCCAAGGCUUUCUCUGAACGAUUAUAUAGGUUGUGAAGAACAGGUUUUGGAACCAUGAAAAAAUGAUAUGCAUGUCUUAAGCUAUGUAUUGGUUAUGCCAUUCCUUGGGCGUUUCUCCUGACCACAUGACCUCGGUCCUAGACCUGGGUGGGUAUUCAACUCUUACACUACAAGAUCCGGAGCCUGCUGCUUUUCUGUUCUACCUGAUUUACUAAUUGCACCACCUGGUGUCCCAGGUCUAAAUCAGUCCCUGAUUAGAUGGGAACAAUGAAAACAUGCAGUUGACCUGGCUUUGAGGUCCAGAGUUGAUUUUGAGGGUCCUGUGCUAUAAUGCUUGGGUUUUUUCUGCUCGGGUCAUAUGGCCAGUAAAACUCCUGGCCCCAGCGUUCCUGCCCUUUGGCCAGAACUGGAGAUUAAAAUGGAGAAUAGAAGGCAGCGGAGAAAUAGUGAGAAUAUGUUUUUCUUUGUAUAUUUUACUACACGCACAGAGAGACUGAGUCUCUGCAGUAUGUAUGCAUGAGUCAGCGUGUAUGUUUAGGAGAGUGUUCUAAUGUCCUUGGUUUUUAAAAAGAGUUUUACUGGUUCACUUACAACAUGAAGAAUACAAUAGUCCUAAAAUGCACACUAUCUUCCAGUGUCUGUCUGACAAUAGACCAAUUCAUAUCCUCUUCACAACUGAACUGAAGGCUAACGGUAUAACUGAAUCAUUGUAAACUAGAGUGGUAGGGACCAUACAGUGAUGUGUUCUGCUGACUGGAUUCCCAUCUCUACAAAUCGCCUUGAAAUACUGUAUAUAUAUAUAAAUCAAAGAUGUACAAUAAUCGCUCUAAUAUUCCAACAAUAAUCCACUUUCUUCAUGAGUGUAUGUGAUUACAAAGUAAAUUCUUUUUAAAAAUGGCACCAUAGUGUAAAAAAAAAAAGAUUACUACUCAAAUGCUUUAACAUAAUGAUGGUAUGAUUGCUAUGAUAUUGUAUGCAUUAAAGGAAACGCUAUGUUGGAUAUAUUGUAUGUUUAAACACUGGCAAUGCAAGGAGGUCCACAGUCAAAAAUACUUAGUGUCAGGUUCCCAGAUUUGGCACAUAGCUGAACUUUUAACGUGGAUGGAGAUAUUUGAUUGGUCCUUAAUAUUUAUCGUAGACCAGGAGCCAAUGCUCUUGCUCUGUGAGGACCAGUGUAUUCUCUGGUCCAUAUAUUUUACCAUCAACUAAUUCCAUCUGGCCUGAGUAAGCUAGCAUGCAGGUGAAUAGACUGAGUUGUCAAUGAGAAGACUGUUAGCAAUCACCAGGGCCUCAUUUACUAAGCAUCUGCACCAGUGCCAUGUUUACACCUGCUCGGUUCAAAAGGGAACGAGUCAUAGAACAAAAGGUCAAGGGACAAGUAAAGUCUGUUUUCUGUUUCUAGCUUUGUAUCUCAUCUUAUAAUUUCCUCCGAAAAGAGCAAGUGUAAACAUUGCACUGCUUGGUAAAUCAGGCCUUGGUUUUUGUUUUGGUGAGGUGUGAGUUCUGUGACACUGGACUGUCCCCUUGAACAUGUGUGCUUCAUCACAGAGCUCUGUGUACUGACAGAGAGUUCAACGCAGAGCUCUGUGUACUGACAGAGAGUUCAACGCAGAGCUCUGUGUACUGACAGAGAGUUCAACGCAGAGCUCUGUGUACUGACAGAGAGUUCAACGCAGAGCUCUGUGUACUGACAGAGAGUUCAACGCAGAGCUCUGUGUACUGACAGAGAGUUCAACGCAGAGCUCUGUGUACUGACAGAGAGAUGGAAUGAAGAAUAAAAGAUACACCUGAGCAA
This is a messenger RNA of Oncorhynchus gorbuscha (pink salmon), 7329 nucleotides long. RefSeq names its product intermediate filament family orphan 1b (gene iffo1b). The transcript is spliced from 9 exons. The coding region runs from base 415 to 2367 and encodes 650 amino acids. Lineage: Eukaryota; Metazoa; Chordata; Actinopteri; Salmoniformes; Salmonidae. The record is from RefSeq and is a predicted model, not a curated record.